Cataglyphis hispanica is the source of this 1574-nucleotide messenger RNA. It is a transcript of the gene Awh, whose product is annotated as LIM/homeobox protein Awh-like. Gene Ontology annotation, molecular function: RNA polymerase II transcription regulatory region sequence-specific DNA binding; DNA-binding transcription factor activity, RNA polymerase II-specific. The transcript has 5 exons. The record is from RefSeq and is a predicted model, not a curated record. Lineage: Eukaryota; Metazoa; Arthropoda; Insecta; Hymenoptera; Formicidae. Bases 290 to 1387 code for a protein of 365 amino acids. Gene Ontology annotation, biological process: regulation of transcription by RNA polymerase II; neuron differentiation. Gene Ontology annotation, cellular component: nucleus.
CCAAACUCUUCUUCUCCCGUACGCGGUGUCAUGUCGGUGCGCCUCUCGCGCAUCGCUGUCGCCUCCUCGCAUGGCGCUUAACUGAAGAAUCGCCGGCGGUGUUCGCGGCGUCGUGUUACAUCUCGUACUUAGAUCUCGGAACCUCUUGGCGUGCCGCGGUCGCGUCGUGACGCCGUCGUGCGAUGUCGGGAGAUCGAGGGCAACCGUGAACUCCGAUAUCGAGAGCCGAUAUCUCCUGCAACAGAGUGCGAUUCAAGGUCUACGGAAAGUCUUCUCUCGAGGAGAAAUUAUGAAGACAGAAGUCGAAGACACGAGCGGUGACGGAGCGUGCGACGGCGGCAUCGGCGGAUCCAAUCUCGCCUGUCCCGAGGGCACCAGCGGCCUGGUCGUCGGUCCGGAAACGUCACCCGGUGUAAUGGAGUGCGGUGGAUGCGGCGAGCGCGUACGAGAGCGGACCGUCCUUUGCGUGGGUGGACGUACGUGGCACUCCAGGUGCCUGAGGUGUUGCGCCUGUGCCAGGCCGUUGCACGAUCAGCACUCUUGCUUCUUGAGAGGCAUGCGGCUCUACUGCAGGCACGACUAUGCCCUAGCUUUCGGCGCAAAGUGCGCAAAAUGCGGACGCAGCGUGGGCGCCGGGGAUUGGGUGAGAAGGGCCAGAGAAAGGGUUUAUCAUCUGGCCUGCUUCGCGUGCGACGCUUGCUCGCGUCAGCUGUCGACCGGCGAGCAGUUCGCUCUCGUGGACGCCCGAUUGCUUUGCAAGGCACACUAUCUCGACGUCGUCGAAGGCAACAAUACGUCCUCCGAUGAAGGCGGUGACUCCGAGAGUGGCCACAAGGGCGGUAACAAGGCGAAGAGGGUGAGGACGACUUUUACCGAGGAGCAGCUCUCCGUCCUACAAGCGAAUUUUCAAUUGGACAGCAAUCCCGACGGCCAGGACCUCGAAAGGAUAGCACACGUAACCGGGCUCAGCAAGAGGGUGACGCAAGUGUGGUUCCAGAAUUCGAGAGCGAGGCAGAAGAAGCACCUUCACACGGGCAAGAUGAAAGGACAGCACGGUAAGCUAUAUCGCGCGCUAAACACAUUUCUAAUCUCUCCUCUCUCUCUCUCUCUCUCUCUCUCCAUUCUAUCCUCUCUUUAUCCAAUUCCCCCUCCCCUCGCCCCGCUCUCUCCUCCCCAUCUUGAAAAAAUUGUCACAAUCAUGACUGCGUUUAACGAUAAUAAUUGUAAUUAUAAUGAGAGCGUCGAAGAUAGGAAUUUUUACAGUUCAUCAGUCGCCACCAAACUCCACCGCGUCGCCCAACGAUUUCAGUCGUCACAUCAACUUACAUCUAACGUACUCGUUUCAACAUCAGCAACAGCAUCAGCAGCAACAACAGCCGCAGCUUAGCCCGGCCACGUGUAAGAGUCCCACGGGUUCCAUUUAUCACAAUCACGGAUCAGAACAGUCGAUGGACGAGCUCUCGCAAGAUUCGAUGCUGCUGUCCAUGCCGAACGAGGUUUAAUGACACCGGCGAAUCGACAUAUUGUAAAUAUAAACACGUAUCGAUUUAAAAGUGUCAGAGGUAUGGGGUACU